Myxocyprinus asiaticus (Chinese sucker) is the source of this 5568-nucleotide messenger RNA. RefSeq names its product protein kinase C binding protein 1, like (gene prkcbp1l). Gene Ontology annotation, molecular function: protein binding. NCBI's taxonomy places the organism in Eukaryota, Metazoa, Chordata, Actinopteri, Cypriniformes, Catostomidae. The transcript has 21 exons. Bases 1401 to 4757 code for a protein of 1118 amino acids. Gene Ontology annotation, biological process: regulation of DNA-templated transcription. The record is from RefSeq and is a predicted model, not a curated record.
UCAUUUCCUGUGAAGAGAGAGAAAAAAGACCUCGUCUCACUCCCUGACCAGUAAUCUCCAAAUUCACAGCUGCCUUUCUCUUUAUUUGAUCUCCUUACGAGAACCUGUGAUUGUUUAGUCUGUUUUAUUGAUCAUGAUUACAGUGUUUUGUCUGCUCGGAUCAUUCUAGAAGAUCCAGUUUUGUAAACAUCGUUGGAGCCCAGUUUGAUGGCAGAGUGGUGGUUUUCUUUCUCUAUUGGAUCGUAUUCAGGACUUUCUGGUUUUUUGAUCUCAAUGUAGAGAUCUUUUGCCAUUAUUUAUCAACAAUCUGGAUUUUCAGCCACGCAAUUGACUUGACAUUAUUUGACCUUUCUGAAGCAAGCUGGAAAAGAGAGGCCUGGUGGAUGGGAGUGUUCGAUAUGGUGUGGCCCAAAUGUGAAAUGAUAUCCAUGCAGCUCCUAUCAACCUCACAUUAAAGUAAUAAAUGGAGAGCCCUGGGGCCCUUGGCGACAUGCUCAGACAUGCUUUUCCCUCUUUAGACUGCUCGUGUCUAAUUCAAGUUUGGUGAAACAAACGUUAUUUUUUCUCAAGGCUAAUGUCAUUAUUCUCAUUUCGGCUAUAUAACCCAUUCACUCUGCAGAUUUUUUGAACUAUUUAUGCUUUUUCAAAACGAGCUGGACUAUUUGCUGGUAAGAAAGGCGAGUUGGUCUGUUGAGGAAGUCUUGGAUUAUCUAAACAGUGAAACAUGGCAGGGGUACAUGGACUUUUAGGCCUCUGUUUACCGAGGUGCCUUCGAGGUCAUGUGGUGGUCUAGUCAAUAAGAAUCAUGUUUUCUGCACAGAUCCUAAUCCUGACCUCAUUAUAUGGAGAAUUGAUGUCUUUUUCUAAUCUUUUCUAGACUUUUCUUCAGUUCUGCACAAGGAACGGGAUCAAGGCCUCAUAAUUGUAGGAUUUUGUUUGUGCCGUUGGCCGUGGACUGCCUCCUCUCAUUCACCUGUCAUUUACAUUGUUCUUUUUGGAAACCGUCAUUUCCGUCUUUCCCUUGUGGUUGAGAAGGUUUUUGUUGAUUGAUUGACCAUAGUGAGGUUCCACUCAGUGAGGGUGAAUGAGGCCUCAUUGUGGCCAAGAUACAUGUGGUUGGAUGCUAAAGUGAAGGUUUUUUUUCCUCCUAUUCCCCACAACUUUAUUUUUAUUAACUUUUGUUAAUUGAUGGAUGUUCAGAUGUCAUUCUCUGGAUGUUCAAAAUGUUUAAGUACAGCUGAAAGUUUUGUCAACUCACUUGGUUCCUGAAGUGACAUUUUUGGUGAAAUAAUAACACUGAAUGAUGGCACCACUGGUUGCAGGUUAUUUAUGCUGUUGAUUCCGAGUUCUGUAGUUUGGCAGAGGAGGAAACAAAGACAGAAUCGGAUGCUGUUGAAGGGAUGGAGGUGUCCAUGCCACCCAAAGCAGUCCCUGAUCUAGGAUCAGUGGAGCAGACGCUGGCUGCACAGAAGAGGAAAGCACCCAGUCCUUCACAUUCCUCAAACGGACAUUCUCCCUCAGACACUUCACCCAGUCCAACAAAGAAGAAGAAGAAACCAGGAUUAGUCAACAGCAAUAAAGACCAAUGUGAGCUUAGACAUGGUCCCUUUUACUAUGUCAAGCAGCCCGCACUCACCACAGACCCUGUUGAUGUUGUACCGCAGGACGGGAGGAAUGACUUCUACUGUUGGGUGUGUCACCGCGAGGGCCAGGUGCUCUGCUGUGAGCUCUGCCCGCGCGUCUACCACGCCAAGUGCCUCAAACUGGCUGCAGAGCCUGAGGGUGACUGGUUCUGUCCAGAGUGUGAGAAAAUAACGGUGGCUGAAUGCAUAGAGACUCAGAGUAAAGCUAUGACCAUGCUAAACCUGGAACAGUUGUCCUACCUGCUCAAGUUCGCUCUACAGAAAAUGAAACAGCCGGGGACGGAGCCAUUUCAGAAGCCUGUGUCACUGGAACAGCACCCAGAUUACUCCGAGUACAUAUUUCACCCAAUGGACCUGUGCACAUUAGAAAAGAAUAUCAAGAAGAAAAUGUAUGGUUGCACGGAAGCCUUUUUGGCUGAUGUAAAGUGGAUUCUACACAACUGUAUCAUUUAUAAUGGAGGGAAUCACAAGCUAACAGCAACUGCUAAAGUUAUUGUCAAGAUCUGUGAACAUGAGAUGAAUGAAAUCGAGGUUUGUCCAGAGUGCUACCUGUCUGCCUGUCAGAAGAGGGACAACUGGUUCUGUGAACCUUGUUCUCAGCCUCACCCUCUGGUGUGGGCCAAGCUGAAAGGUUUUCCCUUCUGGCCUGCUAAAGCCCUAAGAGACAAGGACGGCCAGGUGGACGCACGGUUCUUCGGCCAGCAUGACAGAGCCUGGGUUCCCAUAAACAACUGUUACCUCAUGUCUAAGGAGAUCCCAUUCUCUGUGAAGAAGACCAAAAGUAUCUUCAACAGCGCCAUGCAAGAAAUGGAAGUUUAUGUUGAAAACGUGCGCAAGAAAUACGGCGUGUUCAACUACGCUCCAUUCCGGACACCUUACACACCCAAUAACCAGUUCCAAAUGUUGCAGGAUCCUGGUAACCCCAAAAAAGGCCCAGUGAAGCCAGAGAAACAGGAAAAAGUCAAGUUUAACUUUGAUAUGACUGCAUCUCCCAAGGUGCUCCUGGGUACUAGAACGGUGAUGCCAGGAGGACCAGGACGCCGGAUCUCUGUUACAGACAUGCCCAGAUCUCCAAUGAGCACCAACUCCUCAGUUCACACGGGGUCAGACCUGGAGCAGGAUGAACGAGGGCCGAGAGUAUCAAGUCACUAUAGUGCUGGAGAAGACUCAAUGGAUUAUACAGCGUCCCCUACCUCUCUGAAGACGAGCAACAGCCCCAAGCCUUUACUCCCCACACCGGUUAAACAGGAAAGGAGCUCAGGCACAGGAGGCAUCCUCAAUCUCAACCUUGAUCGUGUUAAAGCUGGAAUGGACCUAAAGGAGUUGAGUGAGACUGUACAACAACAACAGCAGCAGCAGCAGGGGACCUCAGUGCUUCUCACCUCUCCCAAAAAAACAACCAGGAGUUUGGAUAAAACCAUAGAGAGCUGCAAGGCACAGCUGGGAAUCGAUGAGAUCUCAGACGAUGUGUACCGCGGUGUGGAGCAUAGCGACUCGGACGACUCAGACAAAUCUGACUCCAGUGACAGUGAAUUCAUGUCUGAUGAUGAACAGAAACCCAAGAACACUAACCACAACAACAGUGUCCACAAAGACUCCAAAAAAAGACCCAGACCGCUGUCCUCCCAAGGACAAAAUCAAGAUACUGUUCCUUCAACUGGUGGAGGGACAACCAGCGGGGACAAGAAACCUGCAGAACCCCAGACUAAAGAGAAGUUAAGCGGUGGUGUGGAGAAAGACUCUCAGGAGAAGCCUAAAACACCACAGGAGACACAGAGGGAGAGGUCAAAGCCUGGGCAGGAAGGAAGGCCUGCAGGCCCAGAGGUGGAUAUGGACUCGGACUCUGAACGGGAGCUUGUGAUAGACCUCGGCGAGGAAUCAGGAGGAAGGGAAAAGAAGAAAGCCAAGCGAGAGAUUGCAUCAGCCCCCAUCUCUACACCUAAAGACCAGACAGGCGUUAAGACAGAUGGUAAAGCUCCUGCAUCUUCCAGCAUAUCAGCUCCUCCAUCCACAGAUAACACUUCAUCUUCCCCCAACCCUGGUUCAAAAGACGCAACUGCAUCAGCCAUCAAGCCGCCACCUGCUGUCACAACUGUAUCUACAACUCAAGCCACCUCCACCUCAGCUGUUCCCCCUGUUCCUGCAGCCCCAGCCACUGCCAAUGUGGUGAAGAAACAGCGCCCUCUGCUGCCCAAGGAGAGCACACAGCCGGCUCAGCGGCCUGCGGGCUGGAAUCAGCCGGGCAGUAAAUUCCAGACGUCGUCUCAGAAGUGGCACAUGCAGAAGGUGCAGAGACAGCAGCAACAGGGUGGACAGGUUCCUCCGACGCCGGUGCAGAACCAAUCACAGCCCAAGAUGCCAGCAAACAACUCCAGCACCCGCUACCAGACCAGACAGUCAGUCAAGGCUGUUCAACAGAAAGACACCGCACCUGUUAACACAGCGUCUGGUACCUCUACCGCCAGUCUGGCUGGAGACUUCCUUAACCCUCCUGCAUCCGCUGAUGUGGCCGCAGACAUCGCAAAGUACACCACCAAGAUGAUGGAUGUGAUCAAAGGAACAAUGACGGAGAUAUACAAUGAUCUCUCCAAGAGCACGACAGGGAACACCAUUGCAGAGAUAAGGCGGUUGAGGAUUGAAAUUGAGAAACUGCAGUGGCUGCAUCAGCAGGAGCUGUCGGAGAUGAAACAUAACCUUGAGUUAACCAUGGCAGAGAUGAGGCAGAGUCUGGAGCAGGAGAGAGAGAGAUUGGUGUCAGAGGUGAAGAAACAGAUGGAGGUGGAGAAGCAGCAGGCGGUGGAUGAGACCAAAAAGAAGCAGUGGUGUGCCAACUGUAAGAAAGAGGCCAUCUUCUACUGCUGCUGGAACACUAGUUACUGUGACUACCCUUGCCAGCAAGCACACUGGCCCGAACACAUGAAAUCCUGCACACAGUCAGCCACAUCAUCUCAACAGGAGACGGAAGCAGAAGCUAGUUCAGACCCAACAAAACCUGUAGGACAGUCCCCUAAAACCCAACCUUCACCAACUGCAGACAAAACUUCACCUGCAAACCGAGGACCCUCCCCCUCCACAGACAACACUAAAGCCAGUUCCUCAGUUGCUGUCUCAUAACCACAGUUACUGAGAUCAUUUUUAUUUUUUUUAAUCAUCAAAACGGUGCCAUUUCAGAGUUGAGUCAGCGGUUAAGACCAAAGGACAUUGACUCAUUUUCAACAGAGGUUUAGAGAUUUUCUUUUCAAGUGUGGUCAUGAAAUGAUGUUGGCACACUUCCCUCACCUGUUCACUACAUCAAACAACAUUAGGAUAAUGCCUAUAAAGAUUUGAUUCAUUUCUAUGUACAUUGUCAUUUCGUAUUUGUAUUUGUGACUUGUUUAGUACAAAGACAGAGACGUCCUUUGAUAUGAAAUUUGCAACCGUAAUACUGUUGUCCUUUUUUUUUUUUUAUACAUAUCAACUUUUGUAAACUUCAAAAACAAACAAAUGUGUUUGGUCUAUAUCAUUAUUAUUUUUUUCUCUAAAUGUGAAAGAUGCACUUAGAAGUGCCUCUGGAAGGGUCGGUUCACUUUAUACAAAGGUAAUCGCGAAUGAAGAGCGCGUUUGUAGAAGUUCAAAAACUUUUAUGGAAUAUGAUUGUUAGUACUCAUGAAUUGUCACUAAGUUUCUGGAAAGAUUCAAAGAUUUAUUCUCCACAUAUCUUUCAUCCGUGAAAAGAUUCUUGAUUAAAAAAAUAAGCAAAAACAAAUUUACAGAUGCAAAGGAAAAGAUUAUACUUAUUGUGGGCGUGUUUUUUUUUUUUGUUUUUUUUUUCUCCUGUCUUGUGGACUAUCUUGUUUACAUAAUGUAAAUAAAAAAAGAAUAAGCAGAGAUGAUAUCUGUACGAAAAAUAAAGUCUUCAGUGAGACACAAAACUCUGGAUGCUCUG